Rubroshorea leprosula is the source of this 1354-nucleotide messenger RNA. NCBI's taxonomy places the organism in Eukaryota, Viridiplantae, Streptophyta, Magnoliopsida, Malvales, Dipterocarpaceae. The record is from the annotation of a GenBank genome assembly.
UUCCGAAAUGAGGAGCUCCUCAGAGAUUAAGCCGCCAAGUAUGUAGAAAUCUUGAAGAAGAAAUUACCAAAUCGUUUUCGUUCUCAAUUUGUUUCUUUCUAUCCCUUGGUUUUUAUCUGUAAAAUUUUUCUGGGUCUCCGUCGAUCUUCUGUUUUUUUUUUUUCUCUGGUUUUUCGGUGGAAGGGAAACAAAAAAAAUAUGAGGAUUCGGAAGAACGCACAGCUUGGUUUGCGGGGCCUUUCUCAGGGUUCUGGGUUGCCGGUCCGUCAGGCGCACGCGUGUCAGCUGAACCAGUCGCCAUGGGAUGUGAUGUCGUCGUUCGGCGAACCAGAGGGAAACGGUCGCAACCCAUUGCUUCCUCUCCAGUUCGAAGGAGAAGAUAGCCUCAUCGGAAAUGGUAGUUUAGGCGAUUCUAUGGGCGCUGUUGAGAGCGUGGCCUCUAUGAUAGACUCCGAUGAGAGGGCUGCUGCUGAUGUGGGCGGGUUGGUUAUUGACGAUAAUGAUACGAUCAAAGUGUUUGGCGAUAAUGAAGAGGACAAAUUUGGGCUCGAGAGUGAAGAUAGAAGGCAUGAACAAAAUGAAGCUACAAAAGGAAAGAGAGUAACGGAGAAGCAAGCGCCUUUGAGCCGCCGCGGUCGACCAAGGUCGGUAAAAAGAGGUUCUUCAUCAACUAAUUCGAACCCAUAUGAAUUUUAUUAUUAUUCCGGGUUUGGACCCUCGUGGGGCAAGCGAAGAGGUGAAAGAGGAGGAGGUGUUGGUGAAGUCAUCAGCAACAAUGACACCAAGGAAGUUGAGCAUAAUGGCACUAGUAGUACUCAUCAAAACAAUACCUCCUCUUCUUCAUCCUCUCAAAUCAAUGGUAAUACUGAAGAAUUCGAUUUCAUGGACGACGAAGAUGAUGAAGAAUACGAGGAGGAUGAUGGGAGGAGGAAGAGAAUGAGGAAGCCAGUGAAAGCGAGAUCGUUGAAGUCCCUUAUGUGAAAAAAAAGAAAAAAGAAAAAAAAAAAGAUGGGUGACCACAAGAGAAAUAAUUAGGGAGCUUAGAUUUAUGUUUUUGUUAGUUUGUGUUAAGAUUAAUGUAUUUUUGUAAUUUUUCUUUUAUGGUGAAUGUUUUUUUUAGUGUUGGUAUUGGGAGGGAGAGGGAGAGGGGGUGAGGAUGGGAUUUGCCCAACGUGACAUUGUAGGGGGGGUGUUGUGGACGGCCGGGUUGUCGGGUUAAUCCCAUGGAAGCCGAAGGGCAGUUUUGUAAAUCCGCAAAGUGUUGGAUCUUUUGUUCUUAUGCUCGGAUUACGUGGCAGUCACCGAUUUCUCGUGUUUAAUUUUUAACUUUGUAAAAUAUAUUUUUAUUAAAAAA